UGAGCUUAGAAUGUCUGCCACUUUAGUCAGCCUCCACUCCCUUCCACCUCUGUACCAAUGCCCCACAUGUACAUGGUUGCAGGGUGGUGAGAUUUUAAUAUGGCUAGGAUCUGGAGAUGUUCAAAACAAAAUUCCAUGUCUAUAAAAAUGGGGUGCUUAGCAGAAGUCAUAGGUAUGGCUGGUUUAGAUUGAGUGGCAAAAGGUCUAGGUUUUGCUUUGCUGUUGCAAUGACCUGCACUUUGAACUAACACAAAAUUAUACAUGUAAACAUACAGUUUUGCAAUGUGGUUGUUCGCAAUCUUAUUACUUGAUAAUUGUCUAAAUAUCCAACCUGCAUUUUUGUAUUAUGCUCUAGUUGUUUGCACAAUUCAAUUAUUUAGAUACAGUUUGAGUGGACAAGUUCUGUCUUGUCACACCUGAUGCUAAGAAGGCAAGUGCUAGUUUGCAGAGGAAUUCUUGAGCAGCUGAAAUACAAUGAUGUAAUUUGGAACUUUGUCAGUAGAGGCAAAAAUUAUGCAUAUGCAGUCUUAGUUUAAUCUUCUGAUAAUGUGAACAUGGAAUCCCUUGAAAAAUGCAAGGUAACACAGUAUUUAGCUAGCAACUGCAAAAAUGUUAAAAUAUGUAGUGUUGUUGCGGUGUUUGCCACACACCUGAUAAAUCUGAAACUUGAGGAACAACUGUGAAAAAUUCGUUUUUAAUGUGUGCAUGGAGUUCUGCACCUGAAUGUGUUUUGUUUUUCUCUGCCAGAAAUCAGGAUCACAUGUUAACUAACAGCUGUAAGGAUAAAGUGGACUGCACAGUGAGAUUUGGAGGUACAUGAGAUUAUUCCUGUCUUGGAAUUUUGGAAGUUCAGACUAUUCUAGUUUGUCCAUAGACUUAUUUAUUUUUUAAAAUUCUGUAAGUAUUUUAUAUGCACUUAAUCUUUCUCAGAUUCUUGUAGGUCCUUUCCCAUAGGUGAACCCUUACUUGCCUGUAAUCCCUAAGGAAUCUAGUGACUUCUUUAAAGCCUUUCAUUAAGCACUAGUUAGGAGUUCUGUGUUCAGUUUUGGUGGUUUUUUUUUUCAUGUACACAAGCGAUCUGCCUAUGGUUAAUAGGACUUGGUAUCUGAGUGCUACUGUCUCAUGAACAUGUUUCAUCUUUCCAGAUUUCAAAAGCUUGUAUAGAAUAUCUAGGAUAAGCACCUAUAGUAAAAAAUGAUACAUGCGUAUUAAAUAAAAGCAGAAGAGGUUCUUAUUUCUGACCCAUAGCAUGGCUCAACUCACCACUGUGAAGCUCUCUUCUCCUAUUAGAACCAGAGUAGCUGCCUCAAGGCUAUUUUUUGGGAGCAGCCUGUGACAUAUGAUCCCCAUGGCAAUGCCAAGCAGCAUUUGGGAGAGGUUAAAUUGCAUGGGUGAAAAUCCAGCUGAAAAGUGUGCUGGUUGUGAAAUGCUAUGGGGUAAUCACUGUGUUCUCUCCGUUCUAUUUACUUGCAAAAUAUGGCCAUAUAAAGGAAUCUGGCAAUAUCAAGCCUGGUAACACUUAAGGAUGCCAUACAUAAAAGUUGAAUUCUCAAGAUGGUAUGUGGCUAACUGCUUUUAUUAAAUGAGCAUUUAAUUUGUAUUAAAGUAUCCUUAUCAAGAAUAUCAAUGCUUCAUCAUGACUGCUCUAGUAUUUUGGGAGUUUUCAAUUUAAAUGUAUAUAGCAGAAUUUUAACCUUAUCUUGUUUGUGAACAUCAUAGGAGUUGGCAUUUUCAGUUUCUUACUGAAUAAUAAUUGACUUACUGAAUAGGUAAAGUCUGCUACUGUUUGUGAAGGAGAAUUGGGGAAGAAAAAAAAUCUGGUUAGAUACUGCUGAGGGAAUGACUGAGUCAUGAGGUAUAAAGCCACUUAAAUGGUACUGUGUGAUACAGUGGGAAGAGAUUUGGGUAUUUCCUGCAUGCAGGUACUGAGCGUGAAGGUAGUUGAAGUUCAGCUGGUAUGUCAGCAUUGACAGCUUUACUCCCUUUUGGAAAGAAUGGCUUAAGGUGUAACUUCUUUUCCAUAGCGGUUGUUUUCCAAAAUGCUUGGAAAAUAGAAGUAGAAAAAUAGUUACUGUUUUGCCUGACUUUUGUCUCCCCUUCCACUCUUAAACAGUCUUACGGAAAUGUAAGAAAGAAAUGAAAAGCAGCAAUUCUGGAUAAAACAUGCCACGAUAUUGCUGUUCAGUCCUGCCAAAUACUGCAGGCUCAUUGGGAUUCCAAAUGUACUUCUGUUCCAAUCAAAUCUCCCUUGCAUUUAGAUGUAGAUUGACUGUAGAUCUACUUUGUCUGGGAAGUCUGGCUGUGUUUUUUAACUAACGUAAAUAAAACACCUUUGAUUACUGUAGGAUGUCUUGUUUACUUGGGCCUUUGUGUAAGGGUUGCUCAAGUCUCUUAGAAGUGGAAGACCUAAAAUUUAGAUCCUAGAUCAGUAAGAUCAAAUAGGUAAAAUUCUAAUAGUAAGCCUGGAAAGUUAAACCCACUAAUUCCUAGUGUGAUCACUUUUCUCUACUCUACAUGCAUGUGUUAGGUGAGGGCGGGACUGCAAUGCCAGUGUGCUAAUCAGCGUCCUCUAUUGCUGUCCUGUUGUUGCUGGCUUGCAGAGCUGGAUGGAGAAGCCUUCUGGGGGUUUGGAUUCCAAAGUUAACAAAAUAGGCAUCAAAAGUAGCUGGUAUGUGAAUAUUGCAUCCUUUGCUUUCAUAGAGCACACCUCUGCUGGAAGCUUUUAUUUCCAUAGGAGCAAAUGGUCGGGGUAACACAAAGUCUCUAUUUUGGAGUCAGGAGCUUACUUUUCUUCAGUGGCGAUGUAGGGAGUCUGGUAUUAAGAGUUGAAAUGGCGACUGCAAAUGCUUCUCAUUUGUAGCUUUUGCUAGCUCCUGAAGGCAAUAUCAAGGUGACGGAUGAUUUGUGAUUCCACACGCUCCCUGAGCAGAGAAAUGUAUUAACGACAUUGUUUAUGCAGCAGUGAAAGUCACGGGUCAACUGUUACUGUGAGAUCAAGGGGAGAGAAUCUGUACUUUGGCUUUUAAGGAGCAAGCCUCUGUGAGCUAUGUUUCAUUUUACCUAUAGCUUUCAUCUGUAAAGGUUUUCAGGCAUUACCUCUGUAUUGCUUUAAUACUCCCCUUUACAAAAACAAGGAUCUUCUCUUCUAGUUCUCCCGGCAUUCAAGGCCUGUGCUUUAAUGCUAUGUAGAGAGUCACUAUUAGCCAUUGCUUGGGAUUGAAAUGCAAAGAACAUCAAUAUCCUUUCAGUGGAAAAUGCUGCAAGGAGUGUGCCCCUGUUUGGGCAAGUUGCUUUGCUCACAAACCUUGUCAUCCUAGCACAUCAGACAGAACUUCUGUGUAAGUACUGUGUAUCAUACAGGUUGGAAUUUGUGGGUGCAAGCAUUCAGAGCUUGUUUCUAAAUGCAAUGUGUGAUACACACGUAACUGUUCGGAACACUAACAAAUGCCUGCAUUACAUCUUGCACUGUGUCUCACUGUUUAGGAAAUGGAGCUAGUAACAUCUUUGAUGUUGGGUGCCAGUACAAAUGCAUAUCAAAAUACAACUGCGUUCUUUCAUGCCUAAUGGUCUUUCAGAAUGCCAACAGAAAGAUACUAGAAACAUUUAUUCUUGACUGCUUCGCUAAUGAAUUUUAUGCAAACCUGAGCAGGCCGUUGCCAUCUUUUGUAUCUGUUUGGGAUUACUUUGGGUUGAAAUGCAUGAUUUAUCUUGUAAGCGAAGGCAGGAUCUGUCAUAAAGCCAUUGUAUUACACCAGAGAUCAGACCUAUUGCUACGCUGAAAACCUGCUUUUUUUCCUAACUGACAUUGGCUGCAGAUUGUGAUGUCUAAACCAUAUGAAAAGGUGGUCUGGAGAAGUGAUAUUUGGAAUCCACUUGGAGAAUCAUUUGGGGCAUUGCCUCAAUGCUCAGCAAGUCAUCAGGCCCCUGAGAGCCCAUUUUAGCUGCUUAAUUUACAGUGAUGCUAUGGGUUAAAACUUCUAGGGAUUCUGGCAUGUCUAAAUCUGCUGAAUGUUUUCAGCCAGAGUUGUGAGUGGAACUGUCACUUUCUGGGCACUCUUUCAUUCUAAUACAUGAAAAUGAAGAGGGUUUCCUUCUGGUAACAAUCAGUUCCUCCUUCUACGUGGUCUUUGUUUUAGGUGAAAGAAUGAGAAGCCGAUGCACUGCAACAACAGACACGGUCUGCGCCCCCUGUCAAGACGAAUACUUUAGUAGUGAGCACAACCACAACUUCUGCAAGAGUUGUACAAUCUGCAACACUAGGAAGGGAAGCGUGGAAGUGAAGAAGUGUGAGAAGACCUCUGACAGAAUUUGCAUGUGUGUUGCAGGUUACAUGCCAGAUGUCAGAUAUACACUGGGAAGCAAGUGCUCACUAUGCCCUGAAGGGUUUUAUUCCAUAGGGGGAAAUGAAAACUGUCGACCUUGGACCAACUGCAGCCUUCUUGGGAAAAAUACUCUUCGACCGGGGACAAAAACAGAUGAUGCUGUUUGCAGCAACCAUGUCACACAGCCAGCUACCUCUCAGAGUGCCACACCUGCUGUGAAUCUCUCCACCACUGACCACAAGAAUAAUAAGUCAACUGCAGCAUUCUCACCAUCCAGACCCAGCGUGAUUCCUUUCAUUUGCCCGGAUACAAACCGCCCCACAGAGACUAACUGGGGGUCUUUAUCACUUAUCCUUAUUUGUCUGAUAUUGCUCAUGGUGAGUGGAAUGUCCAUACUCUUGUUGAUUAUCCAAGCAGCCAAAAAAGAGACUAAGAAGAGGCCUUGUAGAAACAACCAUCAGAGAGACAACAGCACAUGUCCAAGUAUUGAGGACCAUGACUGCAAAUGUCGUCAGGGGUACAGCUGUAUUGAUAGUGCAUGUCUCUACUGCAAAAAACUUCCUGAAUGUGCGGAGGGCGAGGAGCUGGUUAAGAUCGGCAUUUUCGACUUCACAUUCAAAUGUAAACCAUGUGAGAUAGGAACCUAUUCUAAUGUGAAGAAUGGCUGGUGCCGUAACUGGACUGAUUGUGAAAGUUCUGGGUUUCUAACAAUCAAGCAAGGCAACAGUACACAUAAUGCAAUAUGUGGUUUCCCUGCUAAAGGUUUGGAGCAAGCUCCUACUGCAAAUUACUCUCUAUAUACCACCAUCCUGGCCAUCCUUACUGCAGUGGCUGUAUUUGUUCUCAUCUUGCUGACCUUCUUCUUGCAUUUGUGCAUAUGGUCACUGAAGAAAGAAAAAUACCACACAGCUGACUACCUGGAACAUAACUUCCCUAGGCUGCCGGUGGCUCCGCAACUGUCACACCAUAAAGAAGAGACUUACAGCUGCCAGUUUCCAGAAGAAGAACAUGGAGACAAAACACCAGAAGAAAAGCCUUGCUAUUUCCACCCUCAGAGUCUACAAUGAAAACAGAUGAAUUGCAAUGUGCUGUGAGAAUGGGGAGCUGAGCUCAGCUUUUGAAAAAAAAAAAAAAAAAGGGAGGGCCUGGCUGCAUAAAGCAUCGUCAUAUACAUAGCAAUAAGGAAUGGGUUUGGGAGGAGUUUCGCUUUGUUUCUUCUCAACAAACCUAGCAUUUAGAAGCAGAACAACUGCGAAGUCAGGCUGACAUUCAGUUCAGCUGCAUUGCAUUAUUGCAAGUUUCCUGGGUUGUUGGGGUUUUUUUUUCAUUGAUGCUCUUUUCAACUUUGUUUGGGACCAGGGAUCUUUUUUGUCAUUAUUCCCCUUUGCAUCUUCUGCACAUAUCUCUGUAGUGCUCCCACAGAUUGAUAUGUGCAUAGAAGGCAUCAAUCCCUUCAGUACUACAGGAAAUACAGUAGUACCUAUAGGGCACUCACAGCUUUCGCAGGCUGUCUGUAUUUCCAAGAUGUGUCCUGAUGCUCAUAUUACAGGAAUAAGGCAAUAAGGCAUUGUUCCUAGGAACCAUAUCUACUAAUCUUCUCCAAGCAGACAGUCCUUUUCACUCCUGCCAAAUUGCCCUCUUUGUUACACAGCAAAGGGCCAUUACUCUUAAUCCGUUAAAUACUCCUCUCCAAUCCCAACAGAAGGUUUUGGUUAGGCCAGUUUCAUUGCACAGAGGUGCCACUCUGAGACUGCCAUGGUCACAUCAUUUGUGCUUGCAGAGAUUUUUCUAUGCAAGUUCUGUGAUGCCUUCAUGUCCCCCAGGGAAACUAGGGGAAGAAGGGGGUAACAUUUAUCCUCCUUCUCUUCUGUAACUCGGCAAUCCUUGGUAUCUGGAAUACCGGAUUACAAAAGGGAGACUUCUGAAAGGCUCAAAUGAGGAUCACGCUGUCUAGAGAAACAUUUUGUUUAAUGCUCUCUUCUCACCUAGUUUGUAGAGUCGGAAAAGACAGUGAAAAACAGAGAAAAGCUCAACAUUUAUUCUUGAUGGUUUUUCUCCCCACCCCAGAAGAAAAAGAACCAGAGCGUCUGCUGGUGUAUACCAGCAUAGCUCCAGUCACUUGAUCAUCAGCUGAAAGAUGUUGCCCUUACUGAAAAUUGUACCAUGGAGGAUUUUUUUUUAAUGUUAGAUUAGUGCUCCUCCAGUUUCAUAGUGCUCUAACAUGACUAGAAUUAACUGUUUUGCCUCAAUUUAAAGGGGCAGGAUUUCAGCUGGAGUUGGUUGCUUUCUGUGACUUGACACUGAUUUCAAAUAAGAAUCUAGCCUGUGGCUUCAACUAGUUAAAACUCGCGUGUCUUUUUUAUAUAAUUAUUUUUGUGUUAUGUGACUGCAAUAACAGAUUCAAAGCUCUGGAUGCCUUCUGGUUUGGCCUUCUGGUGAAAGCUGCUUGGAGUAGACUCCUUUAUGACCAAAUCAGCUCUGGGCAAAACUGAGUUUUGACUCAGCCUUCACAUGAAAGGUUGUAAAUAUCUCUCAGAACAGCCAUUACAUCAGUUUCUUCAUGAUUUCUCACAGAUAACAUAAACAGUACAGGGCUUCUAAAUUAAAUCCUAACAGAGUAAUGAAAUUUCUGUUAAUCACUUUACUAAAUACUCAGAGGGGAUUAUUCCAAGUCUGAAUGACAUGAUGUUUUCAGUAGGGCUCUGUGAAAUUACCAUAGCUGUGGAGCAGAAGUUAUUGCCUCCACAGAUGUGUGUUGCAAAAGCACUUGAACAGAGAAUCCUAAGAAGUGGGACAGGUGAUUACCUUGGUAAGCUAGUCACAUAGCCUCUGUGCUCCAAGGCAGGCUUGGUGAGACUGGAUAACCACCUACCUGUUACACUUUCAUGGAGGUGAGUCCAUGAACUCUCUAGGCAAUCCAGUCCAGUGACUCAUUUCAAGUCAGAGAAGGAGAGAGAUUUUGUUAGUUAAAAUUUGUAUUAUCCAUUAUGAUUAUGAGGAGUAAUUGACUCUUCAGCAUCUUUUUAAGCAUUCAUAAACUAUCAUCUCUCCUUGGUUUCUCUAGGCUCUUACCCUACUUCACAGGUUGUGGUUUCUAGGCCUCUUAGUCUCUCUCUCUCUCUAAACUCUUUCCCGUUGGUCUUUCUUGAAGCCUUCCCUGGAGGAGUUCUUGGCAAGCCUGCCUAGUGCGGAAGGAUUAACUUUAUGAUUCAUGGACAUGGUUUUAUUGCUGAACAUUUCUUCAGUGAUUAUGUCAAGAGGAGUUAUCCUAUCUUUUUUGCUUUUUGUGUGUGUGUGCAUUAUAGAAUCUUGUAACUGGGCGAAAUAAUUGUAAAGGAAAAUGAAGUGCAAAGGGUUGUCCUUAUUCACUAUAACGUACUCCUCCAUAGUCCUAGUUUUAAUCUUGUAGCUUCUCUGUUACUGUGUUUACUGCAACUGAGAUCCCUAUACCUUAGCUUCCCCUUCACGUAGAAUGGGAGCAGUGAUACUUCGCAACCCUAAAAGGAUGUUGUGAGACAUAAUUAGUAAUUUCAAUGUAUUUUUGCCUUCUUUGAUCCUCUUACUAUUAAUUCUUGUGUUACUGAUAAUUUUUCCGUUAGGUAUUCCUAUGUGAAAUUCACUUAAAAAGAGUGAGUUUUCCUCCAUUGCUCUGGGAAAUGUGCAGAUUCUUAAUUGAGGUCAACUGGAGAUUCAGCCAAGGAAAGGUGAAAGCAUUGGAUUGGAUUAAAUAGGAUAACUUAAAGUAUAAGACUGUCUCUGCCUUGUAAGCAGUUUCGCUGUGGGAUUUAAUAAUCUCAGAAGUCCAAAUACUGGCUAGUAAAGACACUUCUUACUGCUCCUUCUAUGUUGGCCAUGUUUAUUCUUGGCUCUGUAUUCAUCCUUCUUGGUUUUUUAAUGUUUUCAACAAGAUUUCUGAUUGUGACCUUUUGUAAAGGUAAAAUAAACUUGAAAAUAGAA
This is a messenger RNA of Aquila chrysaetos chrysaetos, 8279 nucleotides long. It is a transcript of the gene TNFRSF4, whose product is annotated as TNF receptor superfamily member 4. The transcript has 12 exons. Gene Ontology annotation, biological process: negative regulation of apoptotic process; positive regulation of cell adhesion; inflammatory response. Gene Ontology annotation, cellular component: plasma membrane; external side of plasma membrane. Bases 4145 to 5389 code for a protein of 414 amino acids. Lineage: Eukaryota; Metazoa; Chordata; Aves; Accipitriformes; Accipitridae. The record is from RefSeq and is a predicted model, not a curated record. Gene Ontology annotation, molecular function: protein binding; tumor necrosis factor receptor activity.